AUGAUACUUCGAUCCCUUUGUCGCCCGCAGAGGCAGCUGCUGGCUGUGUUCUCCUCCGUCGCUUCAGCUCCGUAUAAGCAAAGAUGCACUGCUUCCGUGGAGGCUGGCCUGCUUCCGAGAUAUUCACAUCCGCCUUCAUCAGCUCGUCGAGGGCUAGCGACGCUGCCCACAGGCUUCGAAGGACACCGAAUACCGGCUCUUCCUCACGAUGAGACAUAUGCAGAGCACGGCGUUGAUGGCUUCCUUUCGCCAGAAGGGUAUGAUCUUGCUUGGACACAGUAUCAAUCGAUGAUGAUAGAGAAAUUGAACGCCUUGACCAUGGGCACCGCCGACGCAACAACCAAGCCCCAGCGCCUUGUCGAAAAAUACGGUCGCUCCUCUGAACAAGCAUCCCUCUUCAACCACGCCUCCAUGGCCUGCAACAACCACACCUUCUUCAGCUGCCUCUCCCCCCGAAAAACCGAGCCAUCCCCUACCUUUGUCUCGGAGAUCGAAGACUCCUUCUCCAGCUACGAAACCCUUCGGAUCGAGAUGAUCGAGACCGCCGACGCCAUGUUCGGUCCGGGCUUCGUCUGGAUCGUCAAAGACGAAAAGCUGGGCGAAAUGAAAUUGCUCUGCACAUACCUUGCCGGCUCGCCCCACAAACUGGCGCAUUUCAGGUCGCAGCAGAAUGACAUGGCUACCUACAACACCAACGCAUUGAGCGCCAGCCGAUCGAUGAGUUGGAGGGAGCCGAGAAACGCCGUCGGUUCGUUCGGGGCGCAUUCAAGAAAUGCUGCAGGAAGUGAUCACGCUCUGGGGGGGUACAACAGCUUCCCGAUUCUCUGCGUCAAUACGUGGGAGCAUGCUUACCUGCGAGACUAUGGUAUUGGUGGCAAGAGGACGUACUUGGAGAGGUGGUGGGAUCGGAUUGAUUGGGCGGUGGUGGAGGGGAAUGCGAGGCUCUAUGGGCCGGACGCGAAGAAAUUCCCGGCCAACGCGCAACUGGAUGCUAAGAUGGGUCAUUGGUUCAGGAAGCAUCAAAUGCUUACGACUUAG
Molecule: messenger RNA, 1038 nt
Organism: Endocarpon pusillum Z07020
Lineage: Eukaryota; Fungi; Ascomycota; Eurotiomycetes; Verrucariales; Verrucariaceae
Exons: 2
Coding region: 1-1038 (345 amino acids)
Biological process (GO): superoxide metabolic process
Molecular function (GO): metal ion binding; superoxide dismutase activity
Source: RefSeq, a predicted model, not a curated record